CACUACUUAGCCACAGCUUGCUGGCUCAAGCAGCUGUCCUCGUCUCGCGACGCCUUCCUCUGUGAUUCUUCUCGUGGCGUAGACUAUGGACGACAUGGCCGUAGUGGGCGCUCCCGAUGAUGCUGGCCCUUCACGUCCUGCAGUCAAGCGGACUUACGGACGCCGCAGAGACCCUGCGCCCGACACGAGUAUAGUCGACUCCACUAUUCCUACAAGUGCAUCAUCACGGGCGAGUUCCAAUGAGCCGCCCUCUCUCGAACCAAGUCACGAAUAUCCGCCGACAUCUGACGGUCUCGACGCGUCCGCCUCCUCCCCGGCUUCAUUUGGCGAUGCUGAUGCCAGCAACGAAGACAAUGACGGUACCGACGCGCUCUCGUCGCGGUAUGAGUUCGAUUGGAAGAAGAGACUUAGAGAACUGGACGAGGAUCAUGAACCCGUGCAUAAGACGGUGAAAGACGCGUCUGGUGAGCGCGCUUUGGACAGCGAAGUCGCUUCGUCACCGCAGCCAUCUUCGCCUACGGGCGAUGCACAGCGGACGGAGACGCGGGGCAUUGGGGGCUCUUCCAACGCCAUACCGAACAAAAUCGGUGGUCGUGAUGAUUCCCCAGUGGCGUCACGUUCACCCUCACCGGUCGUCCGUCGGCGCCAGCCUAACAGGAAGUCGCUCAUGCCCGCGGCAGACUCUGGCAGUGAGUCCAGCGACGCUCUUGACAGAAGCCCCCUUCGUGCUGUGUUCAGCCGAUUGCCUUCUCCCUCCGCAUUGCCCGCGCCCCCUACAGCCAAGGCUAAAGGGAAGCAGAGGGCAGUGGCGAAAGAGUCGGACGCGGAAUAUGCGAGUGACGACGAUGGUAGCGGCCACACGAAGCGGCGGAGGCGAUCUGAAGGAAAGGGCAAGCAGAAGCGAGUCAAGCCUCCUACGAGAAAGGAGCAAGAGGAGACACAGAAAGCGACAGCGCGUAUGAUGGCCGAGCGAGACGCGACGCUUCCUAGAGUGCAAACACAGCAAUAUGGUCUGAAACACUUCUUAGAGCAGAUGCAGAAGCACGCAGUGCCCGCUCCGAAGGAAGUCAAACCUGUGGAGAUUCCGGCUUCAGAUCCCAUACAGCAAUUCUCUUCCUCUCCUUCAUCGCGCAUACCCACAGAGCACUCUCAAGUGCCAUCGCGUGCUCGUUCAGUGUCACUGAAGCCGUUCGCUCGGACACCGUCUCCAGUGGUAGGCGCGUCCUUCGAACCCAAUGGUCUUCUUGGGCACACUGCUGUCGACGGCGACAGGAGCAGUGACUCCAGCGAAGACGAGGAGAUGCCUGACGUUGGUUCUCUGAUUUACGAAGAGGCAAAGAAGAGGGGAGAGCGAGAGAAGUUGCUGCAGCUUGCUGAGCUCAAGAGGCGUGCCCUGGAACAGCAGAAACGUCUUACUGUCGCUGAUGAUGACGACGACGACGGGCUCGAGAUAGUCCAUGAAGACAUGCAGGCUGUCGCCCGGGACGAAGCACAGGCGAGGAGGGCAGACGCCGCACACGGUGUGAGGCGAUCUAUCGGGAGGAACGCCCAGCUGGCUUUGGCAGGCGUACCGCGCCGCAAGAGUGGUGUGGCAGGCCCACCGACGCUUGCCGCCGCUGCUGCACCAAAUUUCCAGAGGAGGAAGACACAUGACGGCGCGGACGGACAGUUGACGGCCGACCAGCUGAAUCGCGUGCUUCGGCAGAGGGCGGAAGAGCAGAAAGCCGCGGAGAUCAGACAGAAGGAAGAGCAGUGGAAGAAGGCGGGUGGAAGAUUGAAGACGAGGCCAGCGGACGCUGCACCAAGUGACUUCAAAAGCGCGGUCGCCGAAUUCGUACAGAAGCGUCUCGCCGAGGCACAAAUUGGCGAUGAAAUUAACGGGGAGUACGAGUAUGAAGACGAAGAGGAUCCUGACUACCAACCUGCGGGUGAUAAUGACCAGGUCGCGAGCGGCGAGGAGGCCAACUCUGACGCGGAGAACCAGCAAGUUCUCCCAAGUCUGACCGAACUGGUACAUGGGUCCGACAACGACGACGAGAAUGUGGCUCCAGCACCGCGUGGGCGUAGAGCACAUCCUCGCCGUGCGUUGGUCGCUCUUGAUUCCGAUGACGAAGAGGGCCAGCCCUCAGAUCCGCUAGGUAGGGUCCUUGUUGCGGACAGUUCGUUUGCAUUCCCCGGGCCGCAGCACCCUCCACAAAGCUUGUUGCGCCGUCGCGCCUCCACAUCGUCGCUAGAGUACUACACAGAGAACGGCACUGACAAGGAGAACGACGUGUCUCUGAUGUACGACAGGGGCGAAGACAAGGAGAACACAGUGGUCGCAAGCCAGUCAUCCGGAUUCAGCAGGGCAGGCAGCUUCUUCAGCCAGUCGCAGGGUCGACCACUCCUGCUCGACGAUGACCUACCCAUGGAGAGCACGCCACAAGAUGGGCGUCGUGCACCGUUCCAAGAGCUGCCGACCGGAGACGACGACGAGAAUCCGUUCUCCUUCUCUAGCGACUUGCGCAGCCCUGCUCGCCGUCUGACGUUCUCUCCGGGCCCGCCUUUGCCACCCGUGCAAUCCGACGAGAACGCACCUGUUCAGGUCAACCCCACGAGUCCCCCAGCGAUCCGUCCCGUCUCGUUGAAGGGCGGGCUCGCAGAUCUGUUCGAGUCUCAGGCCUCGAACAAAGCAACGUCGCUUGUAGUGGCACCUAGGGUCAUACAAGACGGUGGCCUGUCCGACUUCUUCUCGCAGCAAUCGGCACUUGAUGGGCCUGCGCAGAUCAAAGGCGCAAGGACUUCACAGGACCUUGCUUUGACGGCGGAUGUUACGCUGCAGCCCGCACUCGAUAUCAAUCAAACACUGCGCCGUAAGGCUGAUGAUAUCUUCGAGAAGGAGCAGGAGAUCAUCGCCGAAGGUGCCAAUAAGGAGACAAGUCCGGAGAAGAAAAGGAUGUAUGUGAAUGAGCAUGGUUUUCUCACUCAGACUCGUCCAAUGUGGACUCCGGCGCGGAGCCAGCUCUUCUCUCCAUCGCAACUGGCGAAGAGAACCCCGAUAUUGGUGCCAGACGUCUUCUCGCCUCGCCCAGCGACACGGCACCCGCUAGCAACAAUCGACGCACUCAUGACGAACAACGACGAUGACGACGACGAUUUCGACGCCCAGCCGCGUACGCGCUUGAAGCGUCGCAAAAUUUCGCCGGAGAAGAGCGUCCCAUCUGGUAGCCGCGGCGGCAGUGUCUCACCUAGCCCUAGCCCACACAAGUUGAGGGACGCUUUUGCCAUCAUGAGGCAGGCGUCGGUGCAUCCGAAGAAAGCGCUUGCACUCAUGGGGCAGAAAGGGAAGAAGUCAGAAUUCAUUGAAGGCGAGGCGGAGGAAUCAGACGACGAUGACCGGCGAGGGUUCGGCCUGCGCAAGCGUGACGACGAGGAAGAGGAGGACGACGAGACGCAGGAUCAGACUCUCCAGGAGUUGGUGGAUGACCAGGAGAUGGACGAGACUGUGCUCGCUGAGGAUGCCGUGUUGGAAAAACAUCGGGAACAUCUCGAACAGGACGACCAGGAUAACGAAAAGCUUCACCAGGAUGCUAUCCAGGGUAAACUGAGGUUGACUCGUCGCAAUCGCGGCGUCGGCUUCGAAGAUGAUGAUUCGGAUGACGAUGACGACGAGGCUGCUCGAGCUCGACGGAGGCUGCAACGCCAGAAGAGGAAGAUUGACGGUGACACACUUGAUGAUCUAGCCAAGAACCCGGAGACUGCGCCCUUCGCGCUUGCAUACCAGGAUCACAUGGUAGAGGACGAAGAUUUCGUACACGAGGAGCACAACGACGAUACCUUGGUCGGUUCACAAGGCAUGGACGUCGACGGGAGCGGUGAAGGGGAGGAAGGGGAAGAGCAAGAAGUUAUCUCUGCUGUGAAGCUGAGGGAGCAGCUUCGGGCCGCAGCGCGUCAGAAAGAGCACGUUCAAAGCCUCAAUCCUCAUGACGUCUCUUGGGUUGAUAAUGAUGAGCACGAAGAGGAGAAUGCCCUUCUCGUCAAGGAGUGGUCCGGGACGUCGAAGAAGGUUUCUCUCCGCAAGGACGGCGACUGGGACCCUAGCAUGCAGGCGAGUGCCAGUCGUACCGAUCUCGAGAAUGAGCGCGACCGCGUUCGCAUGGAGAAGUGGGCCAAAACGGAGACGCGUGUAUACGGCACCGGACGCACGACUGCCUCUGUCUCUGUGACCGGAGGUGGCAAGAAGAGAGGAGGUAUUGCUUCGCGCGGCUCAGGGCGCAUGGCAGCCCAUGGCCCGAAGCAAACGAACAAGGUGGCGAAGACCCCGAGUAUACUGUCAACGAUGUCGACGAGCAGACGCGAGAAGUUCCAGGACUGA
Rhodofomes roseus is the source of this 4354-nucleotide messenger RNA. RefSeq names its product MRC1-like domain-containing protein. Lineage: Eukaryota; Fungi; Basidiomycota; Agaricomycetes; Polyporales; Fomitopsidaceae. The coding region runs from base 86 to 4354 and encodes 1422 amino acids. The transcript is spliced from 9 exons. The record is from RefSeq and is a predicted model, not a curated record.